Messenger RNA from Labeo rohita (rohu), 4836 nucleotides. RefSeq names its product discoidin domain receptor tyrosine kinase 2a (gene ddr2a). Gene Ontology annotation, molecular function: protein tyrosine kinase collagen receptor activity; collagen binding; ATP binding. Gene Ontology annotation, cellular component: membrane; signaling receptor complex. Lineage: Eukaryota; Metazoa; Chordata; Actinopteri; Cypriniformes; Cyprinidae. The record is from RefSeq and is a predicted model, not a curated record. The transcript is spliced from 17 exons. Bases 202 to 2805 code for a protein of 867 amino acids. Gene Ontology annotation, biological process: positive regulation of kinase activity; protein phosphorylation; cell surface receptor protein tyrosine kinase signaling pathway.
UCUCUCUCUCUUCUCUCCUGCUCUCUUUUUUCCCUCAUCCAGCGGUGUCUUACAUCAGCUUACUGUGCCUGAAUGUGAGACCCGAAAAAGAGGUUCGGAGAGAAAGAAAAAAACCUUGUUUUUAUCCUCCUCGUUACACAUACAUUACUUGGAAUUAAGAAAACCUUGGACAAAUGGUUUGAAAACAGCAACCCAAGCAGAAUGAACGUCCCGUCUCCGCCUGAGAUGAAGCAGCUUUGGAAGAUGCUUUUUCCGCUUCUUAUCCUCCUUUACCUAUUGGGAGCGGUCAAGUCUCAAGUAAAUCCAGGUGUGUGUCGGUCGCCGUUAGGAAUGUCUAGAGGCCAGAUCUUAGAUGAAGAUAUUUCAGCUUCCAGUCAGUGGUCUGAGUCCACAGCUGCAAAAUACGGCAGGCUGGAAUGUGAGGAAGGAGAUGGUGCGUGGUGUCCUGAGAUAGCAGGAGAACCUGAGAAUAUGAAUGAGUUCCUGCAGAUAGACCUUCGUUCUCUGCACUUCAUCACUCUGGUGGGCACUCAGGGACGUCACGCGGGGGGCAUUGGGAAUGAGUUUACCCAGACAUACAAGAUCAAAUACAGCCGUGAUGGCAGCCGCUGGAUCUCCUGGCGCAACAGGCAGGGCAAAGAGGUGAUUGAGGGAAACAGGAAUGCCUAUGACAUUGUGCUGAAGGACUUGGAGCCACCUAUCAUUGCGCGUUUCGUCCGCUUCAUGCCCGUCAUCGAUCACUCAAUGAAUGUUUGUAUGCGUGUGGAGCUGUACGGCUGUGAGUGGCUAGAUGGCUUGGUUUCAUAUAAUUCUCCACUUGGCCAGCAGAUGACUCUCAAUGGGCAGCAUAUUUAUCUCAAUGACUCAGUGUAUGAUGGAGCCAUGAGUUACAGUAUGACAGAAGGACUUGGACAGCUGACGGAUGGCAUGUGUGGCCUCGAUGAUUUUACCCACAGUCACGUCUACAAUGUAUGGCCUGGUUAUGACUAUGUCGGCUGGACCAACGAGAGCUUUUCCAACGGUUAUGUUGAGAUCAUGUUUGAGUUUGACCGCACCCGCAACUUCACCACCAUGAAGGUGCAUUGCAACAACAUGUUCUCUCGAAGAGUGAAAACCUUUCAGAAGGUGGUGUGUUACUUUCGCUCAGAGUCGGACUGGGAAGCCACACCCAUAUCAUUCAGCCCGGUGAUGGAUGACGUCAAUCCCAGUGCCCGCUUCGUCACCGUCUCACUCUACAAUCACAUGGCCAGUGCUAUUAAGUGCCAGUACUACUUUUCUGACAUCUGGAUGAUGUUUAGUGAAAUCACCUUCCAGUCAGAUACAGCCAUGUACAACACAACCCUGGUUCCCCCCAAAAGUGGUCCUCCCAUCAGCAAUCAGCCAGGGGAUGACCCCACCCACAAAGUAGAUGACAGCAACACCCGGAUCCUGAUUGGCUGCUUGGUCGCCAUCAUCUUCAUCUUAGUGGCCAUUAUUGUUAUUAUACUAUGGAGACAAGUGUGGCAAAAGAUGCUUGAGAAGGUAUCUCGGAGGAUGCUGGACGAUGAACUAACUGCUAGUCUGUCAAUACAGAGUGAGACCUUCACCUAUAACAACAACAACAGCCCCUCUUCAGUGCCCAGCGAGCAAGAGUCGAACUCCACCUAUGAGCGCAUCUUUCCUCUGGGACCCGACUACCAAGAGCCCUCCCGCUUGGUUCGGAAACUGCCAGAGUUUUCCCAAACCUCAGAGGACACAGCUUCAACAAAUACAGCUUCCAAGUCCACUGUCAGUGUACAAGAGGGAGUCCCACAUUACGCUGAGGCAGACAUCGUCAACCUGCAGGGUGUAACUGGGGGCAACACCUACGCCGUUCCCGCCCUCACCAUGGACCUGCUGUCAGGGAAAGAUGUCGCUGUGGAAGAAUUUCCUCGGAAGCUGCUUACCUUUAAAGAAAAGUUGGGAGAAGGGCAGUUUGGAGAGGUGCAUUUGUGUGAAGCAGAAGGCAUGCAAGAUUUCAUGGAUGAGGACUUCUCCUUCGACGUCAUUGAAAACCAAACAGUGCUUGUAGCUGUUAAAAUGCUUCGGGCGGAUGCAAAUAAAAAUGCUAGGAAUGAUUUCUUGAAGGAGAUAAAGAUCAUGUCACGAUUGAAAGACCCCAACAUCGUCAGGCUGCUGGCGGUGUGUAUGAGCUCCGACCCUCUGUGUAUGAUCACAGAGUACAUGGAGAACGGAGACCUUAAUCAGUUCCUGUCUCGCCAUGAGCCAGAGGGCAUGAUCGCUCUCCUCAGCAAUGCUCCCACAGUCAGUUACAGUAACCUACACCACAUGGCCACACAGAUCGCUUCAGGCAUGAAGUAUCUAUCGUCACUCAACUUUGUGCAUCGAGACUUGGCCACCCGCAACUGCCUAGUAGGGAAGAACUACACCAUCAAGAUUGCAGACUUCGGGAUGAGUAGGAACCUGUAUAGCGGAGACUACUACCGUAUCCAGGGCAGAGCAGUGCUGCCCAUCCGCUGGAUGUCCUGGGAGAGCAUUCUUCUGGGGAAAUUCACCACAUCUAGUGAUGUGUGGGCUUUUGGCGUAACCCUUUGGGAGAUGCUUACCUUCUGCAAAGAGCAGCCUUACUCACAGCUGUCAGAUGAGCAGGUCAUUGAAAACACAGGAGAGUUCUUUCGGGAUCAGAGGAGACAGAUAUACCUGCCCCAGCCGCCAAUGUGUCCUGACCCUGUCUACAAGCUCAUGUUGAGCUGCUGGAACAGGAACACCAAAGAGCGUCCAUCCUUCCAGGAGAUUCAUCAUACAUUAUUGGAAUGCAAGCCAUAGUGUCCACUUAUGUGCCAACCUUGGCAUUUCCAGAGACGUUUCAGUGCGCCCACAGGACUCCAGUCAACUACACACCACAACAUGCACUUAUAUUUUCCCAUAUAUAAGUGAGAUGAGAAUCUGUCAUUUUUCUGUAGCGAUUUUCACUGUGAGUGUGCAAAGGCAAACUGAUAAUAUAUUCUAUGAAUGAACUACAUCCCCUAACUAAGUGCCUUUGGCUGGCAUGCAAUACCUGGGCAGCACUAGGCCAAAGAAAAUGUAGCAAUGCAUUUAGGCACCUUUAACACAGAAGAAUUGAAUUUUACACACUGUGUGUAUUUCUGAAUAGAAAGAGGAAAUGCCAAAAAAAAAAAACAAGGUAUUGGCUACUAAUGCAUCUUUUAUUAUUUCCAAUUUAAUGUUGUUUUCAGUAUUUUGAGGCCGAAGACAGCUUGAAUGUAAAUAAGAAUCAAUAAUUGACAUUCAGAUUCACCUUUGGUUUUAUCUUGAUGUCUCUUGACGUUUGUGUAUAUUUUCAUCUCAUUUAUCGAAAAUGCUAAAGUAUUUUGUUAUUUUACUUAUUUUAUUUUUACUUUGUAGUAAACUACAAAGACCACAUUCAAUCAAGUGGACUAACAGAAAGCUGGUUUAUCUGGUUAUCACAUGUUUGGUUGUCACAGAAUUUUAAAUCCAAAACCAGCAAAAUUGUAGAUGUAAAAAUAUAUAUUUGUGUUAUUCUGCAACUACCUAUAUAUUGUGUUUAUAUUUAAGCAUACUGCAUUAUGUAAGUGAUUUGCUUUUCUUGUUAUAUUGUUUAAAGAAUCUUGUUAUGGUGAUAAUGGUUAUUAUUUAAGUCCAUUUCAUUUGUGCUCUUUUAUUUUUUUCUUUGCUUAAAACAACUUUUGCAUCAAGAAGCAAUAUUUGCAUGAAGUUGGAUGGAAUCAGAUAUAAUUAUAUUACUUAAUGCUAUUUUCACAUUUUCAUUGCAUUUGUCCUAUGUUUUCAUCUAAUCUCAAAUUAGGCUGAAUGGGGUAGUAAGUACAUUUAUUAUCACCAGCUGAUUUUGUUUAUCUGUAGAAAAUGUUAAAAUAAGCUUAUUUUAAAGCUGUUUGUCUUACUUUUAAGUCAGAGUAUAUUCUAGGUGGUGCUGAACUGUCAAAGUGUGGGGUAAAUACUGGAUUUGUAUUGAACAGAUGCACUAUGAAGGUUUACAGUAAGUUGUGAUAAGUUUUGGCAUGUGAAAAGUGCUGCAAAUGGGACGCUCGGAAAUCUGUUUUGUAAUUAACUUGUAUACUUGUAAAUUUGUAAGGUCAUUACAUAUGACCAUAUUUUUGAAAAUGUGUGCACCUUUUGGGGUUGGUUAAGAUAUCUGCCAGUCUAUAAGAUGUGUUUUGGUUGUGGGUUUGAAAGUCUUUUUUCUAUAUGUAUAGAUUAAUUUAGCUAUUCUUGACAUGACUGAUUAAGUUGCAUUAUAGAUAUGCUUUAAUUCUGCACUGUUUCAGUGUUUUAUCAGCUGGUUUUCUAUCUAUUAAAUAUUCCUCCAUCAAACCAUAACUAUAUGAAACAGGAUCAGCCUUUUCUGAGGCUUUGAGUUUGUUUACAAAAACAUUCCACUUUAUAAAACAUCUUUGUGAGAGGAAAUGGACGUUUUUCACAUUCUCUAUUUUAAAAAAUAUCUUAUCACAGUGCAUGGAAAAACUGGAUUUUUUUCUUUUUAUUCAUAGCAAAAAUUCUCUUUAAAGUGAUGCUCAUUCUUUCUGAUCUAAGCUUUGUGCUGUGUUUUAAUUAGCAGUCAUUUUUUUUCCUUUAACAACCUAUUGUAUAUGUUAGGAAACUGUACAUAAGAUAAUAAAUUGAUGAACCUUUAAACUUGUCUAGGCAUUUUAUAAUUUCACAGUAGCAAAAUAUGUAUUUGUCUGUAUACAUAAGUGAGUUUAACAUUUGUGUACAGUUAAAAAUGUAUCAAAACGUUCGUUUUAUUAAUUCAUUAAUUCUUUUUAAAUCGUUAAUGUCGUACAUUGGUUGUCAAAUAAAUCUGAUUUUAAAAUUAAA